This is a messenger RNA of Aspergillus ochraceoroseus IBT 24754, 5523 nucleotides long. RefSeq lists its product as uncharacterized. The record is from RefSeq and is a predicted model, not a curated record. The coding region runs from base 1 to 5523 and encodes 1840 amino acids. Gene Ontology annotation, molecular function: protein binding. NCBI's taxonomy places the organism in Eukaryota, Fungi, Ascomycota, Eurotiomycetes, Eurotiales, Aspergillaceae. The transcript has a single exon.
AUGAGCCACAAAGACAACACCCCCCUGGUCAUUAGGAGAUAUCCUGUCCUGCAACAGGUAUAUGAAGCGCUCGGCGGAACCCCCUUAUAUACGCAUCAUAAAGGAGAUUUCAAGGCUGCUCUCCAAAUCGCCGAGAAUGAAUGCCAGACUAGUUCUUCCGUCGGGGGCACCACACUCGCAGCGGCCCUCACAGGCCGGGGCAUCGUGAGAACACUACAGGGCAACUGUUCUGCUGCCCUGGGGGACUUGGAUUCGGCAGUUGAUAUGGCGCACCCGGAUUUACCGCUCCAGAUGCUCGUCUAUCUGUAUAUCUAUCAAGCCACGCGAACACGGUAUAAGCUAUUCCCGGACCUCGGCCCUGCAGAGGCAAGGGAUAUCCAGUAUCGGUUCGAUAGUGUGGAGACGCUCCAGGAGUGGCAGGCGAAAACAAAUCCCCUUGCCGUGGCAUAUUCUACAGAUCCGCCGUUAAGCGUGGUGCGCCUGGUGUUGAGACUGGACCAGGAAGUUACCUCGUUUCCACGAGGGCGUCCUCGAAGCGACGCCACGUUCCAGGCAGUGCAGAGGGUUCUUCUGUCAACUUUCGAUACGGAGUACGAGGCCUUGGAACUCUUGCAUCCUGACCCUGGCCUGCUGGGGCAGAUCAGACUCCUCCGGGCGCGGAUUUCAGCCCGCAUGCACGGCGCAGGUGAAGAAGCGAUGAAGGAUGUCCAAACGGCGGAGCAACUGUUUCGCACAACUGAUGAUGUUGUCGGGUUGGCCAAUAUUGAACUCGCGCUAGGUGAUUUGGUCGCUGCUCCGCUCUCCUCGCCUCUGGUUUGGAACGCAUUCCUGGCGGAGGGGACCUAUGACACGACCUCGUACUGGCAGAUUGACAAGGCAGAAUGGGAGGUUGACUCCGGGCACAUCCGCGAAACAAUGGCUUCGUACCAGAAGGCGCUGGACCUGUUUGCGUCUGCAAAUGUGCGGAGGGGGAUGGCGGCGGCGAGAAUGCGUCUCGGAUACGUGAAGCUCCUAGAGGGCAUGCGACUGAUUGACUACGAGCUAACAUUUGCCGCCGCAAAGGAUGACUUCGAGCUCGCGACUGCGCUCUCUUCCGAGGCAGGGGAUGCCAUGGCCUUCCAGCUGGGCGUUGCGCAGCUGGCUCUUUGCGCGAUUGGACAAGGCGGCCAGCCCGAGCAAACAGCACGCGCUGCGUCGAUUGGAAGCUGGGGCUGUAGAGAAGGAAGCUUUGGGUUUGCGUUGGGAAUUGGCAUUUUCUUCGCGCGCAUAGGCUGGCGAUGGGUUAACUAUGUGGGCGACUAUGAACGGGCCCUGGCGUGUUUUAGACUUGCAGAGACCCUUUUUGAAUCUCUGCAGGCGCCGCUCUCGCGCAUCCACUCCAUAAUAGACCAGCUGAAGGUUUAUCAGAUGCUGGGUGAUUUCCCCAGCUGCUCGAGGGCGUUGGAAUGCGCCCUGGACGAGUGCAUCGCGGCGCGACAUCAGGAACCGGGACUUGCCGCUGAGACUACGCAAAUGGCCAGAUGGAUUUCAAUCCAGAUGCUGGGGCUUGCCACAGGUAGAGCGGCUCCACACCUUAUUGAGCGAGUACGGGGCUACAUACAGAGUAUUCGGGACACGCAUGAGCCGUCACACCAGGAGGGUCCGCUGUCCAGCCUCGAUAUCUUGCAGAACCUGUUCCAUCAGUUACAAGCCGGUGAGAGUCCUUCCGGUGUAGAACCCCCCCUGGCGCAGGAAAUGCAACAGCACGACCCCGCCAGUCAGAUCACGGACAUCUUUUUGGAGUCGCAGUUGAGAGACUCGGAGCUCUAUCAGGAUCUCUACAGCGGCAAAAAGGCGGAACAAGAGGGGGAUAUAGAGACAGCCCGUGCGCUUUUUAGCCGGGUACGAUCGGUGGCGUCGUCCUUAGGUUCUCGCCGCCACUAUUUCGAUGCCCUCGCAUAUGCCUAUGAGGGAGAGUUCGAGCAGGCAGGGGUUGCCUACCAACAGUGUGCGGCUCAGGAGCUGGGGACGACGGCAUGGAUGGAACGGACGGGGCUGGGAAUGGCGCUGGACGACGAUCGAAGGAGACAAGCCGCGAGCCGGGCCUUGAGCUUCUUUUGUGAAAUUGGCCGAUUCAAUGAAGCCCAAAAUUGGCUGCAGCUUCUCGAGAAAAGCUGGCCCGACUGGUGGAAGAAAGAAGGGCAGACCUGGCUCUCGCUUGGCCGAAUCGCGCAGGUCCAGGAGGGUGUGGGAAACCUCGAGUCCGCGCUCCAGAUGUACGAGGAAUGUAUAAGUACGUUUGAGGCCCAGCGUCGUCGUCUUUCCAUCGACGGUUUCAAAGUCGCCUUUGCGGGGGACUCUUCGACCGGCGCGUUGUUCUUUGACUAUAUCAGAACCCUACUGAAGCUGCGAAAGCAGCCCGAUAUGGACGGCUCCCCGAGAAGUCAACAACUCGAAGCGAAGAUCUUCGACGUGGCAGAAAGAAACAAAGCGCGGAGUCUUCUGGACCUCAUUCAGGGUGGCGUCGCUGGCGGCAUAUCCUCCUCUGACUACGGUCCGUUACGUCGCUGGCGACGCCUCAAUGCCUAUCGAACAAGCCGCUGCGGUCUACUAGAACAAGAGCUGCACACUGACAGGCCGGAUCAGUCCAAGGUUUCGGCUCUCAAGGAAGAUAUCGCGAGUGUCGAACAGUUGAUCGCUACGGCAGAAAACGAUAUGUCCGCUGCAGGACAGCCCGUGCGAUCCGUGACGGCAGAAGUGAGUACUCUCGGUGCUGUAUGUGAAGCACUUCCUCAUGAUAUGUUGGUGUUGGAGUACAUGUUUAAUCGCGAUGAUUUAUUUUCAUGGGCUAUAUCCUCCGAUGGUAUGGUGAAGCUUCAUAAAAGCUCAUUUCCAAGGUACUGGCUCGAUAGAGCCGCCAAAAGGUUCCAUGAAGCCUGCAAAGGCGCGCUGCAGCCAGGAACCCUAGGGAAAGAGCUUGCUUCUGAGCUCCUGGAACCAUUUCAGGAGCUGAUGCAGCACUACAAAAGACUGGUUAUUGUGCCGCAUAGCUCUCUCCAUCUCGUACCGUUCCAUGCAUUGCCCCUCACAGACAACAGCCCGCUUUCAUCUUCGCAUAUCGUGACAUACCUUCCGUCAGUGAGCCUCCUAAGAUUCCUAGACUCCAGGGAAGUCAAGGACGACCAGUCUCCGUCCGUUCUCGCCCUAGGGAAUCCGUCUAACAUGUCGUUCCAAGACGUGUACGGACAGCACCAUCCUGCGCAUCCUCUGCCGGGCACCCGGCAAGAAGUAUCACUCAUUGCCGAGAUCCUGGCUGGAAGCAAAGUCUUCGUGGGCGACGAUGCCAAUUCGUCGAAUCUCCGUGCACAUAUCCAUGACAACCAUUCUAUUCUGCAUCUUGCUGCACACUGUCGACUAGUUUCAGAGAUCCCUCUGCUCUCCUCGAUAAGUCUCGCCAACGGGGAUGAGCUUUCAGUGCUGGAUCUCUUGAAUAUGCAGCUUGAUGUCGAUCUAGUUGUGCUGAGCGCCUGCCAGACAGGCCAGGGCACCCUGACAGCUGGCAACGAUGUUGUAGGGUUCAGUCGUGCACUACUUGCCGCUGGAGCCCGGGCAGUGCUGGUCAGUCUGUGGCCAGUGGAUGAUGAGGCCACCUGUGAGCUCGUCAGAUAUUUCUACCAGGGUGUCAGUAAAGGCCAGUCAUUCCCAGAGGCCCUCAAUGCGGCACAAGAGACGCUUCGCCACAGUUGCCCGUUGAUCCACCCCCAGGUCAGCGCUUCACAUGAGAUCCAAGCGGAGGGCAAUCAGAAAGGGCCCCGAGCCCAGGAUCACAGACGAAUAGCGCUCCCUCGAGACUUGCAGCCCCCGGAGAGUCUGCACCCUGUAGACUAUUCGUUGCCCGCAUUUUGGGCACCAUUCAUCCUCAUCAGUGGGCUAGGUCAAGGUUAUUCACAAAAGACCACAACCAAGGACAAGCAACCGGUUACUGGGGCAAAUAAUUCUGAGCCAGCUACUACUCUCUCGACGAGGAGUGGAUGGCAUGGUGGUCUUCUUACUUGGCGAAUCGUAAGCAAUGCUGUGAAAUUUCUCCUUGUGCUUGUAUGGGAGAGGAUACUUUUCCCGAGUUUAGAAGCCUUGGAACUCGUGGAAAGGCCCCAGAGGGAGGGCGCAACUCGAAUCAGAUGGAGAUGUGUAUGUCACUCCCUCCUCGCCAAUGCAGAAACCGAACGGAUUAGAGCUAAUAAACAAACCCAGGCGUGCGGCAAAAAGUUCUACGGUGAUAUCGAGGGCAUCUCAGACGCUGACCUAGACGACGUCACGCAAUCUCUCUUUUCAGAUACCGAGUGUGAGAAUAAGAAGAGCGACGACAGUGUAAAUGUCCCGACUCCGGCACGUAGAAUACCAGACCAGGGAGCGCAGGCUUUUCUUAUCCAGCAAACCGUAUCAAAGUGGCCGGUCAACGUUCCAUCGGACCUCACGGGACUGCAGCAAGCCAUAAUAAAGUCGAACGAUCUAAGACUCAGUGACCCUGACAGGGAUAGGGCCCAUCCCGCUCUUCUGGACUUCCAGCACCAGGCAGACCAAGUGAUCGUACGCACGAUGGACGGCAUCGAAGUCGGGUCCCAGCAGCUUCCGAGUCAAGGAUCAUCGGCCAAUCCACUCAACGACGUUCUCAUAGUAGCGGAACAGCUGGCACGAGCGCAGCACUUGCUCGCGCUUGAGUGUGAAACCCCGGAAGAAGCGCUGAACCACCGAGUCGAGACAGAACUCGGGCUAGUAGACAACGGCAACCGCGGCCGGAUUAUUCGACCAGACGGCAGCGAUAGCGUGGCAGAGCAGGAUCGAGUUUAUAUCACACUGAGGAAUAAGGGUGGCGGGACCAUCUAUACGUCCGUCUUUGACGUCAAUGUCGCGGGGAAGAUUUCUUUGGUCUCAAGCCAUAGCCCCAUGGGGAUCGAACUACCUCCUGGCCGGUCCUCGACGCUGGGAUGCGAUCAGUUCGCGACUCUACUCACAGGCAUUGAAGUUACGUGGCCGAAGGGGGUCCCCAAGUCGCAGCCGGUCAGCGAGCAGCUGGUCCUUGUUUUCACAGAUCGCCCUGUGGAUAUCAGACAUCUGGCGAAUCCAGCGGAUCGCCCGACGACGACGCGUGGAGCCCGCUCUAACCUGGAGCAGCUGGUAUAUCGGAUCUCAUACGGUGGAAGUCGCGAUCUCGGUGAGACACCUGGGAUUGCGUCCAUCUGUUAUGACGUUCUCCAGGUUCCAUUUUCUCUCCAUCCUAAAGUAAUCGAGCCCGCUUCCACGCCAACAGACACCUCUGGGCAGACUCGCGAGGAAGAAGUUGAACCCAAGGUCGAUUACUCCAUUGGGGAGUGGCCUGGGGAAGAAGCGCCUCUGCCAGGGGAUGAAAUCCCAGCUCCGGAUGCGAAUGCGCAGUGGAGGGCCCUUCCGUCCCACCCACCAGCUGCGGCUGCAGCCCCGAAGGUAGGGACUACUACUAGUGUUCAGCGAACUGACAACGCUCCUUCACCCGUCCGUCCUGGCUAA